AACAAAACCAAUAGAUUCACACGUGGAAGCGGUGUGAAUAUAAAAAUUGCAAUCGUUCAAAAGUUCUCUAUUUUUUUGCUACAUUUUGUUCUUAUUGUGAUUAAAAUAUUAUUAAAGUUAAUUUGACCUUUUGGGUUGAACAUUUGAGAAAUUAAGAAUGUCUGCUGAAAACGAAAACAAACUCCAUGAAGAGGAGGAACAUGACGAGAAUUAUAAAGCUCCAGCUCAAAAAACCAUUGAGGAAAUAUUGGCUUUAGAUAAUGAGGAUGAAAGUCUUCGAAAAUAUAAGGAAGCCUUGCUUGGAUCUCAAGCUGAUAAAAUUAUAGUCGAUCCUAAUAAUCCAAAGAAUGUAAUAGUAAAGAAAUUGGCACUUGUUGUACAAGGACGCGAUGAUUUGGAACUAGACCUUUCUGGUGAUUUGACAAAAUUGCGACAGAAAUCGUUUAUAAUCAAAGAAGGUUGUCAAUACAAGAUUCGAAUAGAAUUUUUUGUUCAACGAGAAAUAGUUCAUGGAUUAAAGUAUGUUCAAAAGACUUCUCGUCUUGGAGUUACAGUUGAUAAAAUGACGCAUAUGGUCGGCUCUUAUCCUCCAAAAGACGAAAUUCAAUGCUAUGUCACGAACUUUGAGGAAGCUCCAAGUGGAUUAUUAUCUCGGGGAGAAUACAUUGUUUCUAGCCUGUUUACUGAUGAUGAUAAAACUGAACAUUUAAAAUGGGAAUGGAGUCUAAAAGUUGAAAAGGACUGGAAGGACAAAAAAUAAUUAUUUUGAAUUAUUUCAACCUAUUUAUGCAUCAAUAUAUGUAUAUUCGCUCCUAACAUUAUUGCUACUUUCAUUAAAAAAUUAUCCUGUUUUUAUCACUUAUUUUUUUCUUUACAUUAAAAAGAUUAACUAUGUUUGUGCCUCAUUAAAUUCUAACCCCAAUUUAUAAUUGAUGUGUAAUAAUUAAAGCUAGAAACAUCAAAACCCAUUUAUCUUUUCGUAUCGUAUAAAAUUUUAUGAAUCAUAUUUAAAACGAUUAAAUCCGUCAUUUAUACAUAUUAAAUAAAAAUAUAGUUUUAUAUAUUUUCUUUUUAUGCCAUAAACUUUUUAUAAAGGAAAAAUGUAUUUGUCAAGUAUUGAUAAUCUAAUUUUUUACGCAACAUGUUGGUUGGAUGAUAUAUUGUGCAUCGCAUAGAAUAUUGCUUAUUAAAAGAAAAUCAAAUGUUUAAAGUCAUUUCACUUCUAAAGAAUCAUGAAUAGGGCUUCAUACUACAUAGUAUCUUUUAUACUUCAACAUAUGAAAUAUUACAUGAGCAAUUUAAAAAUUAUAAAAAACAAAAUCAAUUCAAUAUGCGUUCUGCAGUAAUUCCCAAUGUAUUAUUUUUUAUAUUCCGGUAACGUAUGUAUUUCUUCAUGCAAAACAAACCUUAGCAAUACAUCGGUAUGCCUUAGACGUUUAGCUUAUCGACCAAUUGGACCACAAGAAAGUAAUCUAUUAAAAUCAUC
Messenger RNA from Chironomus riparius, 1486 nucleotides. NCBI's taxonomy places the organism in Eukaryota, Metazoa, Arthropoda, Insecta, Diptera, Chironomidae. The record is from the annotation of a GenBank genome assembly.